Conger conger (European conger) is the source of this 5734-nucleotide messenger RNA. Its product is annotated as protein FAM168A-like. NCBI's taxonomy places the organism in Eukaryota, Metazoa, Chordata, Actinopteri, Anguilliformes, Congridae. The record is from RefSeq and is a predicted model, not a curated record. The coding region runs from base 287 to 1087 and encodes 266 amino acids. Gene Ontology annotation, biological process: positive regulation of base-excision repair. The transcript has 9 exons.
GAUUUGUGGGCGGUCUAUUCCGUUCCCCAGCGCAUCACAAACUGAAUGCCCCCCUCCCUCUCUGCCCGUAUCACCAUCCCCCACUCUGUGUGUAUGUCGAUGUUACCAACGCCGUUGCAAGCUUGAGAUCGCAGGAACGAAGCAAACCACAGCAGGAACCCACCAGCGUUAAGGGAAAACUGAGAAUAUUAAACGCAGAAGAAAUUAAAGAAAGGUUUAGAGUACAAAUACUACUGGAUUAACUACGUUGAUUGCAUUUCCAUUCCCUACAUUAGCUUUUCCAAGAAUGGCCACCGGGCACCCCACUGACAAAUUCAGUUUCUUGUACCAACCUGAAAGCUGUCAAAACUUGAAGAGCAAGGGGCGACUGUCUUCCACCAUGAACCCUGUUUACAGUCCCGUUCAGCCAGGGACCCCAUACGGCAACCCCAAGAACAUGGCCUUCACGGGCUACCCUGGAGGUUAUCCCACCACUGCUCCUACCUACACUCCCAACCUUUACCAGACCGGCAGCCAUGGAUACCCUCCAGUGCUGCUGAUGAAGCAGGGCUGGGCACAGACCUCUACAGCAGGGCCCACUGAGGGUUCCUAUGACCUGGCCGUGGACACGGGCUCAGAGAGCAGAUCUUACCAGGCCUCGUCUGCAGCAUUCAGAUACACUACGGGGACCCCGUACAAGGUGCCCCCCACUCAAACCACUGGAGCUCCCCCGCCCUACUCUCCGUCCCCUAACCCCUACCAGACGGCCAUGUACCCAAUCAGAAGUGCCUACCCCCAGCAGAACCUCUAUGCCCAGGGUGCUUACUACACACAGCCUGUGUAUGCUGCCCAGCCUCAUGUCAUCCACCACACCACGGUGGUGCAACCCAACAGCAUUCCCUCCGCCAUCUACCCGGCCCCCGUGCCCGCACCCCGCUCCAACGGCGUGGCCAUGGGCAUGGUGGCUGGAACCACCAUGGCCAUGUCAGCAGGGACUCUGCUGACCACACCUCAGCACACACAGCACAUUGGCACGCAUCCCGUCACCGUGCCGACGUACCGGCCCCAAGGAACGCCUGGGUACAGCUAUGUGCCUCCUCACUGGUAAACCCACCUGCCAAUUCAUAUCUGGAGUCAAACAUUGUAUGCAACUUCUCAAGUCUUACAUUGGUGCUGGGUCGUCAACUUUGGGGCACCAAGCCUGUUUGCAAGAACAAAAAAAAAAAAAACAAAAACAAAAAAAAAAAAAUACUGCAAGAGUCACUUUUGCAUUCUGUAGUGUUUCUGUAAAUGCUGCUUUUUAUUUGAUUCGUUUGCCUCUGUUUGUUGGGUUGCUUUUGUUUUGACUCUCAGAUUCUCCAUACUGACUCUGACCUGCAGCUGCAGUAUGGAUCCCUUACAUUAACACUGGUGUAUUCACAAGGCCAGUCUCAGCGCUGGAUGUCACACUUCAUCUUCUUAUGCUGCCAAAUUUUCUAACAAUUAGAUUUUAGUACAGGUUUUUUUUUUUUUUUAUCAUCUUUUAAGAUUAUUAUUGUUAUUAUUUCCCAGUUGGCUCCCGGGAAAGGGCUUUUGGAUUACAUUGUAUAUUUUUUCCUUUCUUAUUUUAUUUGCCUUCCAAUUUGGUUUAAAACGAUUAUCUUCUAAUACUGAUAAAAGGGUUGUCUUCCAGCUUGUAGCAGUUCGUUGAGUAGACAUGUUAUUAAUAUAUCCACUGUAUGAGAGUAUAAAUGUGGUAAUCCCUUCUCUAGGAAAAGAGUAAUGCAGUAAUCUUAGUUAUACACUCUGUAGAGGAUAUUUAAGUCGGUGGACAUAAUUAGCUUGUACAUCAAAAAUAUGGUAAGCAAUGUUAAAACAUUCAAUAUUCUGAAGUGUGUGCAUGUGUAUAUGCAUUCAUAUACACACGCAUCCGCAUGCACACAUAGACAACAUGGGGUUUCUUGUUUUGGAUGUUAACAAGACUUUAGAUGCACUUAGCUGGAACAGCAGGCACUAUUGUGAGCCCAGUGUUAGCCAUGUGCCAACAGAGCAGGGGUGGAUGGGGGUGACCAUGGCAUCAUUGGAAUUGUUCAGGAUCUAUCAUGUCAAGGAUUCAAAGGGACUGCGUGUAACUGGGGAAGUGGAGACAAAAUGAAUAGUUAGAUCCUCAGUAUGGGUUUGGGAGUUAGUGGAAGGGACUGAGAGAGCAGUGAUGUCACCCCGUUCUGAGACCCUGUCUCACCAACCGCCUGCCCCUCCUUCUCUGUGCAGGUGUCACAGACACAGGGGGUGCAGUCCAAAACCCCUCCUCCCCUACGCUGCCAACUCCCAUGACCCCUACUGAUCCCUGAUCAGCGCCCAGCACGUCACACAAAGUGCUUUCUACCUGGUCAGCAGGGAACAUGGGUUAGGAUUUGAACGCAGCCAAGAUUACCACACUAAUUUUAAGUGAAUGGAUAUUUUUAAUGGAUGACAUUCAUGACAACAGGUGUGCACAGUGCUACAGUUAAUAAUGACAAUAAUAAUAUGUGUGUUGUACAGAAUAUUUCCAUGUGUAUAGUUAAAUAUACAAUGUGAAAGACAGAGUUGUCAUUUGCAAUAAGGAUUGAACUUAAUGUUUACUUGCAGGCCCUUUGUUGUCGUUUGUGAUGUGGUUGAAAUUAUACACAUUUUUUUUUUAACUGAAUAAAUAGUUACAGCUACUCCAUGGAGGGCCUGGUGGGGGCGGUAAUGAGCCAUAAUCCGCUCAUGGGAGAGGGGCAGGGUGGAAGUGGUGAAGGGGUAAUUGAAAGUACCAGGACCGGGGACACACGGACAGGCGGUUCCUUUAAGCGCUGCUGUCAGACAUAUCCAGUUUCAUUCUCCUGGGGGAGGGUCUCUCGUCUGGACUCCUGUGGUUGAGUUAGUGGUAGUAGGUUGGGGUUUCGGAUUAAUUUUUUGUGAGGAGCCGUUCUAGUAAUAUUUCUCUGCAUGGAGUUAGCGUUUACUGCCCCGUGAGUACCGGGUAAGUGGGGGGGCCCGUGUCUCCUCAGCCACUGUAAUCCCUGCUCCAUUCUCUCUUCCUCUUCAGACCAGUCUUUUUUCUUUUCCUUCUUUUUUUUCUGGCCAGAGAAACCGCUGCGUUUGCACAUUGGGGAGAGAGAGGAGGGGCCAGAGGAGGCCUGAGGAGUAAUGUAUGGGAAAGGAAAAAUGUAAUAGAAAAACUUAAGACUUCAUCUGGUGUGCAAAAAUACAAGAUUUCAGCAGGAGGAGGGUUUGGUUCAUGCAUUUUAGUCAUUUCAGUUUGAAACCAAAAUGACUGAUUCGAGGUGCAGGAUGACCUGGAGUCAGCCAUGAUGGAUAUUUGCACAGCCUUUCUAAUAUUAAUUACAUGUAUAGUUAGAGAUAAUGUGAUCACAUAUCAGAAUUAUUAUAUUAAACAAGACAUUGAGGAGCAGUGCACAAAUGUGUAUAAAUAAUACUCUAAUUCACAGGUACUGAAAUGAUUAAGAAAUUAGGAAAAGAGCUCAGAAUCCCAAAAUGGUACCCUUUGGUCUUGAGAUGAGGAAAAAGAACAAAAAAACAUGAAUCCAUAUGAACACCCAUCCUUUUAUUCUAUAAGAAUAUUUAACCACUAAUUUAAACCGUAAAUGGAAUUUUAUUUAGCACAAUAUUACAGUAAUUAUAGCACAUAAAACACACGUUCCCAUAUGCAAUACAGUAGCACGUGUAAUCCAACUGUGUUAUAGAUGCACCCGGUGGGAUAAUGUCCUUGCAAAGCGUGGAAGGUGCAAUGGUUAUUGCUGCACUGGUUGGUGCAUUUCUAAACUGUGACUAGACCAUCGUACUCCUCGUUUUUUCAGUUUUUGUGAAAACAGUCAUUCUUGGGUAGAAGUUUGAUGUAGUUCCAAAAUGCAGUCUCUUGCACGUUGCAAAAAUUAGAGCGGACCCUCUAGCAAACAAGGGUCAUAUUACGAAUGAUUUAAAAUUCUAAGCAGCAAUUGUGAACAGAUCUAUACAACAAUGCGUCAGGCCUUCCCUUUAAUUUUGAACGGAGUAUGACCGUGACCCUAACCCCCCCCCCCCCCCCCCGGCACGUUGCAACCAUGGACCAAAAAUCAGCAGUAUCUUCACUUGUUUUUGUUCAUCUGAGUUGAAUCCAUGUCUCUGACUCAUAGAUAUAGAUCUUGAACAGCUCUACAGUGCUCUGGCGGUAUACACACAGUGAUACUCAGUAGUUGGGGCUUAUUUUCAACUUAUUUUUGUUCCAUCUUUUCACAUUCCUGACUCCUGUGUCGUACACCCACAAACAUUCUGUUUUCAGAUGUCCAGGAUUCUGGACUUUUUAAGCAGUGAGGGUGUCAUUUUUUUUUUUGUUCCUCUUUUGUUUGCUAAGGAUGCAAGUAGUCUUAUUCAGAAAAUGCCAAUCUAUUCAGUCAGAGAUUACCAAAAAAACUAAACAUGGUUUAGCUGGUGUGAUCUACCCAGGAACUUUUACUCGGGGGUUUGACUGUUGACCGAUUGGGGAAAAAUUAAAGGAGUGAAACAAAUUGUUCACAAUUUCACCCUGAUGGAAUUAAACCUCCAAAACACACCUAUAUUUUCAUUUUAAACAAAUAUAUCAUUUCUAUAUAAUUGCUUAAAAAUGUCAUGCAAUACUUGGAAUAAUUCAUAAUAAAUGUUGUAUUAGUUUUAGUUUGGAAUUUAGUCUGGAACCAUAUUUAGGGUGCUUUGAAGCUGGGAACAGGAGGGGAAUUUUUUUUUCAAGAAAUUACAAGAAAUUCAAGUGUGUGACCGUUGCCUCUGGUAUUCUGAAUUUAAAUAAGGUUUAAAACUUAAAAAUAAAAUCUAGGUUUAAGAACUUCAGUUCUGAUAUGUAAUUUAAGCGCUUUUACCAUUAAGUGUUAUUUAAGUUUUAUUUGAUGAUUGAUGUUUAUUAUUCUGAAACAGAGAAACUAUAGGGUUGAACUGAAGUGGGGUGCUUCUGAGAACUUCAGGGAGCAUUUCAGAACACAAGUCUGGGGCGGGUUUCUUUUUAUAACAGAAGAGAAUAUUUUUAAGUUGUUCUGUGUGAGAGGGGAAAAGAAAAAGGCUUUCUUCAUGCUGGGAUGUUAUUACAAGACCAGUAUACUACAAUCUGUAAACCUUGAUUAGUACAUUUCAAACUCUUGUGCCAAUCACAUUUUGAUAAGAAUUCUGAAGGUGUAUUCAAGCCAAGGUUGGGAAAUUUCUGCAGUUUCCAUCAUGUGAAUUCCUGCGCAACAUCAGACUGAAAUGAUUUAGCAUAAAUCUGGACCAAAAAUAAGAGGUAAACCAUUAAAAACAAGAACUGUUGUGGCUUCUGCUUGCUACAAUUUUCCUAGACCCUAACCCAUUGAAAUUCCAACUUGUUUUGUUGUUCAUUGUAGGAAGAAUUGACUCAGAAUCAAGGGAUGGCAAUACCAUCAAAUUAAGUGCAAGUCAAACUUGUCCGUAAAGUUGAUAAUGAAAGAAUCUUGAGCUGAAAUAACAUCUGUUGGACUGCAUAAACUAAGUGGUAAAACAAAGAUUUGAACUUAUUAUAAAUGUGGUAUCAAGGCACUGUUUAAAUAGCCAUAGGUUAUCCUUAGUGGAAGACAUAAAAACAAACUGAAAUGUGAUAAUGUUGACAAAUAAGAUGUUUACACUUUGUCCAUUGUCCUCUGUACAGGUACAGAGAUCAAUAUUGAUGCAUAUGGUUAUGGUUGCUUGUGUUUUACAAUCUCCAGGAUUGAAAGCAUAUCUGCAAAAGUUAAACUGCUACAUUAGGAAUUCCUAA